This is a messenger RNA of Phoenix dactylifera (date palm), 4831 nucleotides long. Its product is annotated as Pentatricopeptide repeat (PPR) superfamily protein. The record is from RefSeq and is a predicted model, not a curated record. Gene Ontology annotation, molecular function: mRNA binding; protein binding. NCBI's taxonomy places the organism in Eukaryota, Viridiplantae, Streptophyta, Magnoliopsida, Arecales, Arecaceae.
UCGGGGUCAUCAUCUUUGGGGGAGAGAUUGAAAGAGAGAGGAGAAAGAGAGAGAGGGAGGCGAAGCCAUCAGAAUCGUCAUCAUCUUUAAGAAUGAAUUUGAGAGAGGGUGAAGCCGUCAAGAUCAUCAUCUUCGAGAAAGAUAGAGGACAGAGAGAAAAAAGAGCGAGCAAAGCAUCUACCUAUGGUCAUUAGUAUCGAUACAUUUUAUACUGACUUGACGCAUACUGAAAUUGGGGAAAGGGAGAGCGUGUAAUAACCCAACUGCUAAGCUCAAUGGGGAGCUGGUUCUGAUCGACUUGAUCGGCCUAGAUGGAUAAAUUAAAAAAAAAAAGAAAAAGGAAAGGCAUGUGCUCGGUACGUGCGAUGAGAGAAAAAGAGUUCUGAGAGGCUCCUCCUCGAGUCCAUCUGGCGGAUAGAUUCCGACAUUGAGAUCGAUUCGGGCGCCCUUCUGACUCUAAUCUCAAACACAAUGUACCUGUCAUCAUAUUUGUAUCUAAUAAAAUAUUCGGUUAGAAGAGGAUUCCCCAUCUCCUUCCCUACCCAAGAUUCUAGAGUUUCCAUUCCCCAUUCCGAAAUCCUUCCUCCGAAAAAAUCCCCCCAAAUCUCUCCAUGAAUGCUGCCAUUAUUAGAUCUCGAAGCAUCGGCCACUUCAUGGAACCUCUCGCCAAAGCCCUCCGUUUCCAUUGCCCCCUUCUUCCAUAUCCGAAACUAAUCCGCACCCAACCCGAGGAACCGGUGGCUUCGGAUUGGUCAUCCCCAAUCUCCAACCUUUUGAGCAGAGGAGGAAGCUGGGACAGCCUAAGUUCCAGCUUCGGAUCCACCGAACUAACUCAAUCCCUUGUAGAGAAAGUGCUUCUCGAUCUCAAGGAACCCAUGGAUGCCAAAAAGGCGCUAACUUUCUUCCACUGGGCCUGUCAAUUUAGGAAAUUCCAACACGGGCUCAAGUCUUACUGUCUUAUAGUUCAUAUUCUUGUUCGUGCUGGGCUUCUGAUCCAUGCCCGUGCGCUACUUGAGUCGGCUAUAAGGAAGAACUCGGAAGCUGGGAAUCCAAAUUCUUUAGUUGUUGAGUUGCUUUUGAUCACUCAGGAAGCUGUUCUUCCUGGUCCCCGAGUUUUUGAUCUUUUAGUGCAGACCUACUCAAAGAUGAGGAUGGUUGAGCUCGCAUUUGAUGCUUGCCGAUGCUUGGGAGAUCAUGGGUUCAAUCCGAGUAUCAUUAGUUUCAACACUCUGUUGCAUGUGGCACAGAAAUCCGAUCAAAAUGCAUUGGCCUGGAUGGUGUUUGAGUAUAUGAUUGAGAGGAGACUGUAUCCAAAUCAAACUACAGUCGAGACCAUGAUAAAUGCGAUGUGCAAAGAAGGAGCUUUGCGAAAGAUGAUGACUGUUCUAGAUCGAAUUCAUGGGAAGAGAUGUGCUCCAGGUGUCAUUGUUAAUGCUACGUUGGUUUUUCGGAUGUUUGAGGAGGGUAGAGCUGAAGAAGGGAUGUUGUUGUUGAAGAGAAUGUUGCAGAACAACAUGGUGUUUGAUGAUGUUGCGUAUUCUUUGAUCAUAUUUUCUUACUGCCAGAUGGGUAAAUUGGAUUCAGCCUAUGAGUCACGUAAUGAAAUGGUUGGUAGAGGAUGUAACUUGAAUGCCUUUGUUUAUACGUCGUUUAUCAGUGCUCAUUGUAAGGAGGGAUGCAUCGAAGAGGCUGCUCGAUUGAUGCAAGAGAUGCAGUCCAUGGGCUUGAAGCCAUAUGAAGAGACCUAUAGCUAUCUUAUAGUGGGGUGCACUAGAAUAGGGAGAUUGGAGGAGAGCUUGAAUUAUUAUGAGAGAAUGCUCAAAGAUGGGUUUUUGCCUGCUUGUGAUGCUUGCAAUGAGAUGUUGGGCAAGCUCUGUGAAGCUGGAAAUGUCGAGAAGGCCAAUGAGAUCUUGACUGUUCUGUUAGAUAAAGGAUUUAUUCCUAAUGAAGAGACGUAUUUGAAACUCAUUGAUGGUUAUGGGGAGAACAGAAAUGCUCAAGAUAUUCUCAAAAUUUAUUACGAAAUGGGGCAUAGAGGAAUUAAUCCUGGUCUUGUAGUUUAUGCUUCAUUGGUUCGAAACCUUUGUCGAUGUGGGAUGUUGAAGGAAGCUGAAAAACUUUUAGUUGCUAUGGGUACAAAAUCACUGGAUCCUGCUAGCUGUAUAUAUGAUGCACUGAUAACAGGUUAUUGUGAAAAGAGUAAUACAAAGAGGGGCCUUUAUUUUUACGAUGAGAUGAUUGGGAAAAAGCUCCAACCUUGUCCCAGCAGCUUUAUCCUGUUAGUGAAGAGAAUGCUUGAAGAUAGAUCUGUUCGAUGUAAAAUCGAGGCUUCAGAAAUUCUCAAGAGCUAAUGGUAAACAUCCUGCAUAAUUGUAUGCUAUAUAUUUGGAAAGGGUCCUGCAUAAUUGUAUGGUAUAUUCACAUUUUUGAAGUUUGGCAUAGUGUUGCUGAGUGUGUUUUAAUGUCUUUAUCAAGGAAUUUGGUUAAUCAUCGUUGAGUUAGCAUCAAAACAAAAGCAGUAGAACCUGAAUAGCAGGGCAAGGAGGCAAUGGAUUGAAGGCACCUGACUGAGCAAAAGGACAUUGUUGCUGAAUGCUUGUUAAGAACAUGAGCUUUCCAAUAGUUCCUAAUAUAGGAGAUUCUUAAUGCUUCUUAAGAACAAUCUGGUGGUCAAGAUGGAGAAUGCCAAAACCUUAUGGAUAGAGGGCAGAGAAGGUUCUUUGCACCAGCAGAUGCACAUGCUAUUCACAUGCUGUUCAUUCAUAUGCAUUGAAAAAACCCUGCUUUUUCUUAUGCAGUGGAAUCCGAUGGGGAGCAACACUUGAAAAAUGUAUUAUGGGCUGAUGCCAAGGCUAAGGUGGCAUACACUCAUUUUGGCUAUGUAGUAACCUUUGAUACCACUUAUUUGACUGAUGGGUAUAAGGUGCCAUUUGCUCCUUUUGUAGGAGUUAACCAUCAUGGGCAGUCUAUUUUGCUUGGAUGUGCAUUGGUUGCAGAUCAGAGUACAGCAUCAUUCGUGUGGUUGUUUAAAACAUGGCUUGAUGCGAUGUCAGCCAGGCCUCCAAAAGCAAUAAUUUCUUACUAUAACAAAGAUAUAGCUGCAGCAAUUUCACAGGUAUUCCCUGAGACUCGUCGCCAUUAUUGCCUGUGGCAUAUCCUUAAAAGGGUCCCUGGGAAACUAGGUGAUGUUUGCGAAGCCUGUGAGAACUUUUUGAAAAAACUCAAUAAAUGCAUUUAUGACUCUACAACAGCUGAUGAGUUUGAGAGGAGGUGGUGGAAAUUAAUUCAUCGUUUUGGUCUUGUAAAUGAGGAGUGGCUGCAAAGUUUAUAUGAGGAUCAGCAACAAUGGGUCCCAUUAGGUGUUUUCCUAGCAUUAGGUGUUCUGGAAGUUCCAUCUUUCUUUAUACUGAAACGGUGGACAAAGGAUGCAAAGAGCAGACAUGUUUUGGAUGAAGGCUGCACUGUGCAUGGCGACUGCUCACAAUCUGUUGCACAAUAUUUUAAUGAUAUAUGUGUACGGUCUUUUAAAUUUGCAGAGGAAGCAUCAGUAACAAAGAGGAGUUAUGAUGUUGCAUUACUUGCCCUUCAAGAAGCUUUUACAAGAGUCACCCAUGCAAACAACAGUAUCAGAAAAAGUUGUCAAUGCAAUUAUCCACAUAAUGGAGGUCACUCAAACAAAUAACGUUGGAACAAUGUUAGCUAUCUGUAACCCUCUAGUCUCUAACGUCACUAAUGAGCCAAGCGCGAAGUUUCAGCCUAGAGCUGAGAAUGGCACAAGCAAACAGAACAACGAUGUGUCCGGGAGCUAUGAGCAACUUGGCCACAAUCUUGUUAUGUUCAGAGAGGUUGGCCAUAAUUGUAUUUAUUGAUGUCUUCCAAUCCUUCUUGUGUUGCAUCAUAUAUAGGAUUUACAUAUUCAUGUGCCUUAAAUUUGCCCUUCAAGAAGCUUUUACAAGGAGUCACACAUGCAAACAACAGUGUCAGAAAAAGUUGUCAAUGCAAUUAUCCACAUAAUGGAGGUCAGUCAAACAAAUAACGUUGGAACAAUGUUAGUUAUCUGUAACCCUCUAGUCUCUAACGUCCCUAAUGAGCCAAGCACGAAGUUUCAGCCUAGAGCUGAGAGGCUCAAGCAAACAGAACAACGAUGUGUCCAGGAGCUAUGAGCAACUUGGCCACAAUCUUGUUAUGUUCGGAGAGAGAUUAUCAUUGCCAUUUGGUUCGUUAUCCACCCAGUAUAGUCCCCGUGGCAUUGGCUUCAGCUGCCGAUCCUGCUUAAUGGUGCACCACCUGUUUUAGUAAAACAUGGCUCCUCCAAAGCUUGAUGUUUCAGGAUCGGCUUCUGUUACUAGAGGUUCACAAGAUCCAGCAGGGAAUCCAUCUAAUCUUUUGAUCAGCAGAAAGGUGGUAACCGCACUAAGUGCCCCAAAAUACUCACUGAUGAAGCAGUCCUUAACCGAAAGGAAUGCCAGCUCUCAAACAGGUUGGUCUGGAAAACAUCUUCCGGGAAAAUCAUGAAAUCAUGUCAGUUGUACUAAUCUCUUACUUCGCUAUGAUGCAAGAGGUUGUAUGUAAGAGUACUUUAAUAUAAAGUUAGACUGAGUCCCAGCAAACCAGGGGUAAUUCAAACUAAAUCUACAGGACUACGGUUAUAAUGCAUCAGUUACCUGGUAACGUAUUUUUGUAAGGGAUUUACUUGAGAUAUUUUUCUAUAUAGGCCUGCAUCUAUAUGUAAUAAUCCAAAAGGUAGGUUUGAAUUUAUGGCUGUGCCUCCUAUACUGGCCUAAAUGCAGCUUCUCGUAGUAGAUAUUUUACAUGAAAGACUUGUUUAAAA